UAGCCAACUUCGUCGUUUCCCUAGUUGCUGAAAGACCGCGCAAACAGACACGCAGUUACACAAGCACUUCUGCUACCACAAAUAUAAAUUACUAAUCGGCUGUUGCCGGUGUCUCCGAUCAAUAGGCUAGAUUACAUCGCACGGCGUCUAGGUCUUCACACAAGGGUUGAAUAAAAACAUUACAAAAGUACCAGCAGCGUAAAAAUCAGACAGUAUUCUGGUGAUAAUGCCUGGAGCAGGGGGUCAGCAACCCCAACGUACGACAUUCAGGCCUCCCUGGGUUAAAGAUGGAGGACCUCAACCCAUACCUAUGCCCACUGCACCAUGGACUCUUAAUUCGCGAAGAGACUCCACAACACAUACUGACGAAGCACCUGCUUUUACGAAAAUUCAACUCAAGAGCGUAUCGAAAUCGACAGAUGUAAAGCCAGCUGACAUCAGUUCGUCAACAUCAUCCUCGAGAGAAGGUCGUAAGUCGAGCAAAAUUACGAUUAUCCCAUCACAACAGCAACAAAAUAAGAACGAAAAGAAUACAGGUCAAACAGCAACGGCAGCCCCGUCAAACGUUCAGAAAAACGGACGAACGGAGCCAACUUCGAGACCACAGCUCGAACGCCAGACCCGCUUGGAUAAAUCGAGGUCUCGCAGCGAUCAUAUUGCUCUGUCCAAAAGCGAAAGCACAACUGGAGCCCCCACACUAUCAAAAAGUGCGUCAAGGGCUAACGUACCACCACCCCCACCACCAAGGCCACCACCUCCACCUCCCGCAAGAACUGUACUAAAAGACCUACCACCUCUUAGUGACAAACAACAAAAAACUCUGGAAAUGCUGAAGUCACGGCCACGUAAAAGACCAGACUGGGCCUGCAUGAUGAAAGAAGUGGAAAGCGGUAAAAAGCUUCGGCAUGUCACGUGUAACGACAGAAGCGCGCCUAUCAUCGAAAGAGUUAAGGUUACCAAAGUUGCCGAUGACCCAGCUGGCAGUGAACACUUUGUGUUUGACUCUGAAAAAUCUAAUCCGCAUAAUAAAUUAUUGAAACAAAUUCAAGAAGGCGUAAAGCUUAAAAAAGUCAUUACCAAUGAUAGAUCUAAGCCUAUACUUGAAGGCUUAAGAAAAUUUAGAAGACAGCUGACAAUCGAAGAACAGAUACAGAAAGCUGAGCAGGCGCCUAUUGAGGAAGAGGUUCCGGAUGAAAUGGAUGACAUUGAUGCCAUUCGCGAUGAUCUUCAAAGUACUAAACAAAUGCUGGCAUUAGAACUCAGAAAUAAAGAGGCCUUAGAAAGAGAAAACAGGAGGCUACAGGCAAGAAUUCUGAACCUUGAAGUAGAGUUGGAGCGGGAACGUUCACAAAAAACCGUUCAAGAAUACAAACAGCAAGAUCAAAAGCUUGCCAAUUCGUUAAAAAAGGAAGCCAAAGACGCUAGACAAGAUGCUGAGAGACUUGAGAAAGAGUUUGCUAUCGUGGCUGAAGAACGAGAUAAAGCUAAAAUUGAACUUGAAGAAAUGAAGGCAAAAUUUGCUAAUCUUGAAAAACGUAUGAAAGUUGGAAUGGCUUUGGCUGGAUGUCCAAGUGCCAAAGACGUAGCCAAAAUAGCAUCUCAAAAAAGUAUGGAAAAAACUGAUCUGGAAGAAAGUGAAGAAGAGGAAGAAUAUUCUGAGGAAGAAAGCGAGGAAGAUGAUCAAAAAAAUGCAGAGGAAAAACGUCAACUCAGAGAAAUUAAAUUAAUGAAAAUAAAAGUUAAAAAUUUCAAAGACAAAACUAUUAAUUCCAAAAAAGAGAGACAAGUACUGAAAGUACAAAUUAAACAACAACAAAACCUGUUGAAAGAAGAAAACAAAAAAUUUAAAGGUUUACAAAAAGAAGUUGAUAAAAUGGCAAAAUUAAUGGCUGGAGAUAACGAAGAAAAUGAUGAAGAAGAGGAUGAGGAAGAUGAAGAAGAAGAAGAAGAAGAAACUGAAUCAGAAGAAGAAUCUGAAUCCGAAGAGUCAGAAGAAGAUGAUUUUAAAACUGAUGAUGAAAAUGCUCCAAUAGAAAAACGUAAAGAAAAAUUACAGAACUGUGUAAAAAGACAUGAAGGUCGAUUAGCAGCAUUGAAGAAAGGCAAUUACUUGUUGAAAGCACAAGUUGAUCGCCUUAAAGAUGAUUUAGCAAAACAACGUGAGGAAAGCAUUUCUUUACAAGAAGAUCUAGAUUCAGUGUUAGCAGAACUAGGUUAAACAAGAAUUAUUACUUACAAUAAUAAUUGCAUAAUAAAUCAAGAAAUAUCUUUUAAUAUUUGAACAAUUAUAAAAUAACAAUAAAUGCUCCAUUAUUUGUCAAGUGAAUUUUAUAUAGGGUAUAUAGUCAUCUUAAGUUAACUAAAUAAUAUACAAAAAAUGGUUGAUUCAUAACUUUUUGUUUUUUAUAAAUUAUGUAAUAUUUAUUCAGAAUUAUAUACAUUCAGAUUUAUUAUUAUUUGUUGUCUUACAAAAGAGUAUUAAUUUCUUUAUGCAGUUAACACAUUAGAAUGUAAAAUAAUUUUUUAUUGUAUUGUAGAAAAUGGAAUUUGCAAAUAUCUAAGUGAUAAAGCAUAUCUAAAAAUAUAUAAAAGCUUCUAAAC
Molecule: messenger RNA, 2601 nt
Organism: Phymastichus coffea
Lineage: Eukaryota; Metazoa; Arthropoda; Insecta; Hymenoptera; Eulophidae
Product: trichohyalin-like
Exons: 9
Coding region: 227-2218 (663 amino acids)
Molecular function (GO): actin binding
Source: RefSeq, a predicted model, not a curated record